Messenger RNA from Fopius arisanus, 1660 nucleotides. RefSeq names its product wengen (gene wgn). Gene Ontology annotation, molecular function: protein binding. The coding region runs from base 462 to 1385 and encodes 307 amino acids. The record is from RefSeq and is a predicted model, not a curated record. NCBI's taxonomy places the organism in Eukaryota, Metazoa, Arthropoda, Insecta, Hymenoptera, Braconidae. The transcript has 5 exons.
UGAGUUAGUCGUGGGCGGAAAUUAGUAGAACCCGUCGAACUAGUCUCUGGUUUUGUACGAGAACGAGGCACUGCCUUCAGAUGGUUGCUUGACCGACCAACGCGCGCCGGUUCUCCACCAGUUCCAAACACCCGCAAUACUUUUUUCCAUUUUUUAUAAUAAAUCCGUCUCUUACCUCUUGGGCAAUCGGAUCACCCCAUCAAUCAUAUUCACCUCUUCUUUCAGUGUGAUACGUGAAUCUUGUGUAACUCUGGAAUUAUUUUUUUUAGUGAUUUUUUAGUGUGUCUUCUGAGGACAGAUCAAUUUUUUUUAUCGAUUCUUGUGAGUCAUUGGGAACAAUCGAUGAUAGUUUGUUGGAAGACCAUUGACCCGGGCUGUUGUGUCUCGUGACGAUUGAUCUGGGGAUUCGAUCGCGGAAAUUAUUACGUCAUGGCAGGAAUGCUACCACCUAAGGCAUCGUGAUGCCGAGGGAGAUUUGCCCCAGGCUGCUGAGGGUGGGCCUGGUAUUGCUCAGUACUCUGGAAGCCAUAAAAUCAAGUGAACUUCACUCAUCCCAAUCCAAUCCCGAGCUCUGUCAUCAUGGGUUGGAAUUCUGGUCAACGGACAAGUCUGGAUGCACCCCGUGCACAAAAUGUGCACCGGAAUUCACAAUAAGUCCGUGCGCCGUUCACAAAGAUGCUAUUUGUGGACCGCUAUCAGCACUCGAGCUGGACUGGUCCUUCCUGGGUAACAGAAGAAAAUCAGACAUUAAUCAGAGGUUGGAUGUAACCGAGAAGAUGAUGUGGCGUGUUUCAAAUGUCGAUGGAAGACCGGAAACGUUGAGGUCAAGCGAGAGUCGACGUGAAAUCGAUGAUGAGUUGAGUGCAUCCGGUCUCGAUGAUGAUGAGGGCUUAAUUGAUCCUCAGCAGUUGCAGAUAUCGCCGGAGGUGCCCAAGGAGAGGCGAUCUAGCAAUGACAAUGAUCAUUUACCGUGGGAUUGGCAGACCAGUGCUCUUGUCCUCGCUGUAUGUGCCUGCAUAGUAUUCUUCAUGGUUGCCGGAUGCUCGGCUCUUAUCUACGUCCGGCAAUGGCGACGGAUGAAGAGGAAUUUUCAGCCAGCUGGUCUUGAGGAGAUAUCAGCGAGACUGAAUUUAAUGGUAAAGGCUGAACUUGCUGAGCUCAGCGCAGGUGCCCCCAUGAACCCAGGGGAUCCUGAAACAAGGUGCCAAUAUCUCGAGAAACUUUUAGACCGGAAACGAGAGACUCCGGUGGUGGCAGGAUGGCCGGAAGCAGGGGGAAACUUGUACAUCGAAGAGGGAGAAACGUCUAGGAGUAAACGUGCACAGAUUUCCCGGAUUCAACGCAACAUCGAGAGCAUCCUCAGUCACAAGACUACACGGGACUGAUUUUUCAAACGAAAGCAUUUUUUUUUUUUCUCAAUUUUGUAUUAUCAUAAAUCUAUGCCAGACUCUGUCGACAUCAGUCAGUUGAUUGAUGGAUUUAAUGGAGAAUUAUUCGUCUUCGGGCUCCCGUUGCCUCGAGUUGAAGAUUAUCGAGACACGUGGAGCAAUGACGAUGCGCCACAAUCUUUUAAUGAUUAUUUAUUUUUAUUAGAUUUUUAAUACCAAUUGUAAUAUAAAACUGUAAGAAUUCAAUUGACAAUAAAUUAAUACAGACCAGA